Erythranthe guttata (spotted monkey flower) is the source of this 1326-nucleotide messenger RNA. RefSeq names its product putative prolyl 4-hydroxylase 10. Gene Ontology annotation, cellular component: endoplasmic reticulum. Gene Ontology annotation, biological process: peptidyl-proline hydroxylation to 4-hydroxy-L-proline. The record is from RefSeq and is a predicted model, not a curated record. Gene Ontology annotation, molecular function: L-ascorbic acid binding; iron ion binding; procollagen-proline 4-dioxygenase activity. Lineage: Eukaryota; Viridiplantae; Streptophyta; Magnoliopsida; Lamiales; Phrymaceae.
AUCCAGAAAUCUACACGUUAAUUAAUUAAUUGAUGAAGCUUCCGCAUUUCUACAUCUCCGCAAAUCCAAUUUCAUCUUCACAAAUUCAGAUCCUCCGAAAAAUUUGAAGCGCGAUGGCGGUGAAGGGGAGGCAGCAGUACGGCAGGGUUGGGCCGCGCAAAACGUCGUCGUCGACGUUGGUUCUGUACGGAUUGAUAAUGCUGUCGUUGCUGAUUGUGAUCCUUUUAGCUCUGGGAAUUCUCUCAAUUUCCAGCAGCACCAACGCCUCGAAAGAUUCCCCCAGAGCGCAUGAUCUCAGCUUCAUCUCUCACAAUUCAGCCCACUCAGAUGAUGGAGAUGAGGAGAGUAAGGAUCAGUGGCUUGAAGUUAUUUCUUGGGAGCCUAGAGCCUUUGUUUUUCAUAAUUUCUUGUCAAAAGAGGAAUGCGAGUAUCUCAUUAGUAUCGCCGAGCCGCAUAUGGAAAAGUCAACUGUUGUCGAUAGUGAAACCGGGAAAAGUACAGAUAGCAGAGUACGUACAAGUUCCGGUACAUUUCUUGCUAGGGGACGUGAUAAAAUUGUACAGAGAAUUGAGAAGAGAAUUGCAGAUUUCACCUUCAUCCCUGUAGAGCAUGGCGAAGGCCUUCAGAUCCUUCACUACGAAGUAGGACAAAAGUACGAGCCUCAUUACGACUAUUUUAUGGACGAAUUCAAUACUCAAAAUGGCGGUCAACGCAUUGCUACUGUUCUGAUGUACUUGUCAGAUGUUGAAGAAGGGGGUGAAACAGUAUUCCCAGCAGCAAAAGGAAAUAUUAGCGCUGUUCCAUGGUGGAACGAGCUAUCUCAAUGUGGGAAAGAAGGACUCUCUAUUAAACCAAAAAUGGGUGAUGCACUACUUUUCUGGAGCAUGAAACCUGAUGCAACUCUUGAUCCAUCAAGUUUGCACGGUGGCUGUCCUGUUAUAAGAGGGAACAAGUGGUCAUCUACGAAAUGGAUGCGUGUCCAUGAGUACAAGGCCUAAUUUACUGGUUCCGUAAACGAGGUUGUUGAGCUCUUUUGCUUCGGGGCACCAAAACGAGGAUUAAUGUACUAUUAUACUUAAUUUACUUUCAGAGGUAACCCUUUUGUUGGGAUACGAUACCAGUACCACCAUCUGAAGACAGAUCUCAAAGAACAAUUUAUUUAUUUUAAAUUAUUUUUUUGUUUGGGAAAUUUUGAUGUUAGUUUAACGCAUAUUUAAAUACUUAAGGUAUUUAUUUUGAGAUAUAAUGAAUUAAUGAGCAGAUACGGAAUUGUAAAAUUAACAACAAAUAAAUUGAAGCAUAUAUAUGUUUUUGUUCGAACCCCUU